Molecule: messenger RNA, 1660 nt
Organism: Galeopterus variegatus (Sunda flying lemur)
Lineage: Eukaryota; Metazoa; Chordata; Mammalia; Dermoptera; Cynocephalidae
Product: inositol polyphosphate 1-phosphatase
Exons: 6
Coding region: 199-1398 (399 amino acids)
Biological process (GO): phosphatidylinositol phosphate biosynthetic process
Molecular function (GO): inositol-1,4-bisphosphate 1-phosphatase activity
Source: RefSeq, a predicted model, not a curated record
CGGCCCCGCAUCCCCGGUAGUUCGUUUUCCUCCUCACGCCGCCCGCCCUGUCCCCCGCCACCACCCUCGUCUUCCUCGGAUCUGAGUCCCCGGCCGGGUGAGCGGCGCGCACCCAUCGCUUCUCCCGAGCGGAGCUGACGGCCCACAGGGUGGGUGCCGAUUCCACCAGCAGCUGCAACUGAAAAGCAAGGUUCAGAAAUGUCAGACAUCCUCCGGGAGCUGCUCCGAGUCUCUGAGAAAGCUGCCAACAUUGCCCGGGCGUGCAGGCAGCAGGAAACCCUCUUCCAGCUGCUGAUCGAAGAAAAGAAAGAGGGAGAAAAGAAUAAGAAGUUUGCAGUUGAUUUCAAGACCCUGGCUGAUGUUCUGGUACAGGAAGUUAUAAAACAGAAUAUGGAAAACAAGUUUCCAGGCUUGGGGAAAAAAAUUUUUGGAGAAGAAUCCAAUGAGUUUACCAAUGAUUUGGGAGAAAAGAUCACUUUGAGACUGUGUUCAACAGAGGAAGAAACAGUAGAGCUUCUUAGCAAAGUCCUUAAUGGUAACAAGUUGGCAUCUGAAGCAUUAGCCAAGGUCGUUCAUCAGGAUGUUGCCUUUACUGACCCAACUCUGGAUUCAAUAGAGAUCAACAUUCCACAGGACAUUCUGGGAAUUUGGGUGGAUCCCAUAGAUUCAACUUACCAGUAUAUAAAAGGUUCUGCUGACAUUAAAUCCAUCCAAGGAAUUUUCCCUUGUGGACUUCAGUGUGUCACCAUUUUAAUUGGUGUCUAUGACAUACAGACAGGGGUGCCUCUGAUGGGAGUCAUCAAUCAGCCUUUUGUGUCACAAGACCUAAACACCCUCAGGUGGAAAGGACAGUGCUACUGGGGCCUUUCCUACAUGGGGACCAACAUCCAUUCACGUCAGCUCGCCAUCUCCAAAAGAACCGUCAAAGAAACACAGACUGAAAACGCCAGCUCUGAGGUGGAAUUCUCUCACCCUUUGUCAGCAGUCAUUAGUACAAGUGAAAAGGAGUCUAUCAAAGCCGCGUUGUCACGUGUAUGUGGAGACCGCAUAUUCGGGGCAGCUGGGGCUGGUUACAAGAGCCUCUGUGUUGUCCAAGGCCUUGUUGACAUUUACAUCUUUUCAGAAGACACCACAUUCAAGUGGGACUCUUGUGCUGCUCAUGCCAUCCUGAGGGCCAUGGGUGGGGGAAUAGCAGACUUGAAAGAAUGCUUAGAAAGAAAUCCAGAACCAGGGCUUGAUUUGCCACAGUUGGUGUACCACGUGGAAAAUGAAGGUGCUACUGGGGUCGAUCGGUGGGCCAACAAGGGAGGGCUCAUUGCCUACCGAUCCAGGAAGCAGCUGGAGACAUUCCUGAGCCUUCUCCUCCAGAACCUUGCACCUGUGCAGACACAGACAUAGAUGGACUGACCUCUGUGUACAUAGAAACCAAAUCGUGAAACUGUUCUCAUUAUCUCUAUCUUUUGAAGAUAGCUUUGUCCUAUUGAUGGUUAUCAUUUACCUUCCUCUUUUGAGGAGCAUUUUCCCAUCAGGUGUUCAUAAUUAUGUUAAUGUCAAUAAAUUAAUGAGAUUCAUGCAGCAAUUAAUUGGGGUAUGAAAUCCUUUCAGCAAAUAUUGUGCUGUUAGUGUUUAUUGGAACACUUCAAUAAAAUAUUGAAGAAAA